CCGGUUUGGUGAUUCUCUUUCAUUUGAUGAAAACCGAAGAUCUCGGCCAUACAGAUGGGCUCAGCAUUUGGCAGGCAUUGAGUUUCUGCCAGAGGUUUCCCCACUGGUUUUACUAACUGGAGGCUCAGAUAGUGAAACUACCAAACAUGGACCCAUAUUAUCAGGCCUCUCCUUGUAUCGUCAUCAAAAUCGGGUGCAGACACUUGUGCAAAGGCUACGUGCGCGAAAAAAGGCUCAGCUCUCCGUUGCUUUCAUUGGUGGGAUCAGAAGUGCCACAUGAAACAUGCUGUUCAAAGCACCAAAGGCUAAAUGUUGGCAUCAUCAUUGAUCAGCAGACUAGGGUGGGCAAAGAGCAGAGGAUAGCCAUGGAGAUAGCCAUGCAUGAUUUUGAUCAGUGCCAUUGUUUUAAUCUUCUGUAUACAUAUGGAAGCUCACCUUCUGCAUUGAUUGAUCUGAUCAGCUGGAAGCAAGUCGAUGUAAUUUUUGGGACAGUAACACUGCAGGAAGCUGCCUUGAUCUCAGGAUCCAAAACUGGCAGAGGCAUUCCCAUCAUCUCUGUUCCUCCAGCAGCAUCUGCUCCACUAAAUGUUCAAUCAAAAUUACCGAACUUUAUCCAGAUGAGCACCUCAAUCACGUACCAAGUGCAAGGCAUAGCUGCUCUAACUGGCCAUUUCAGAUGGAGAAAGGUCGUGGUGAUACAUGAACAUGACCUUGGCUUCUCAGAAGAAUCAGAGCUCUUCUUCACCUACCUCUCAGACUCUCUACGUGCUGUAGGCUCAUCCAUCGAGCAUCAUUUUUCCUUCCCUCAUGUGUCUUCUCUUUCUGAUCUAAAGGCAUUUGUUGAGAAAGAGCUGAAGAAGCUCGGAAGCCAGAAUGUUAGGAUUUUCAUUGUGGUGCAGUCUUCUAUAGAAUUUGGUCUUGUCUUGUUUGAGAAGGCAAAGGAGUUUGGAAUGAUGGAGAAAGGCUCUGUCUGGAUUGUAUCAGAUGAGAUAGCCGACCUUCUUGAUUCUGUGAAUCCAUCAGCCAUUCUCAACAUGCAAGGUGUCAUUGGUUUGAAGACGGACUAUGCAGAAAACACAGAGAAUCUCAGAGAGUUCAAAUCCAAGUUCAGAAGAAAAAACAUAUCAAAAAAUUCAAUCGAAGAAGAAAAUUUGACCCUGAGCAUAUAUUCCUUGCGUGCUUAUGAUUCAAUCAGAAGCCUCGCAGAGGCUUCUCGGAACUUGCGAGGAAAAAUCAACUCCACAGAGCUAGUGAAAUGGAUUUUGUCUGGGGAGUUUGAAGGCCUUAGUGGUAAAAUAAGCUUCAAGAAUGGAGUACUUUCUCAGAAACCCAUUUUUAAGGUUGUCAAUGUGAUUGGUAAGAGCUACAGAGAAGUAGCCUUAUGGUCACCAGAGUCUGGUUUCUCAGAGGAUCUUGUGAAGCCUGAUGGAAAAACGAUGAAUUUAGGCAGUGGCCUAACAGGUUCACUGCAGUCCAUUUACUGGCCAGGUGGCCAGCAAACCGUUCCAAAUGGAUGGAGUGUAGGCAGUGACGAGAAACCUCUGAGGAUUGGGGUUCCUGCCAAGGGUGCAUUCAACCAGUUUGUUAAUGUUAGCUAUGAUCCAGGGCGCAAUACAACUCUGAUCAGUGGGUUUUCCAUUGCUGUCUUUGAAGCUGCUGUCAAGUUGCUGCCUUACGUUCUCCACUACGAGUUUGUUCCGUACUAUGGCUCUUACGAUGAAAUGGUGGCUGAGGUUCACAACAAGAGCUUAGAUGCAGCAGUGGGUGAUACGGAGAUAAUGGCAGAUCGCUAUGUGUAUGCCGAAUUUUCACAACCCUACAUAGAAUCCGGGCUUGUGAUGGUAGUCCCUGUGAAUCAAGUACUGAAGCAGUCAGAAUUCCUGGGAUUAAAUGCUUUCACUGAGAAGAUGUGGAUCAAACUAGCAGCAAUGAGCUUCUCCACAGGUGCUGUUGUUUGGUUGAGUGAGUACGCCUCAGGAAACGAUCAAUUCACUAAUAAAUCAUGUCUUGAAAUCCUCAGUUCGAUCUUUUGGCUGUCGGUCACUAUAAUCUCAUUAUCACAGAGAGAACUUAUCAGGAGCAAUGUAUCCAAGGUUGUGCUGGCAGUCUGGAUAUGCGUCGUCUGCGUGGUGGGAGCAAGUUUCACAGCUAUCUUAAGCUCAAUGAUGACUGUCCCGCGGCUACAAGGUCUGUCAGAUAUAAACCAACUGCGUAACACAAAUGCAGCGGUUGGAUGCAACGGGAACUCAUUCAUUGUACGGUAUCUGACGGAUGUGCUGCAUUUCAGAAAUGUCCGUGGGAUCAACUCGAUCAACGACUACCCAAGAGCUUUCGAAAGUGGUGAAAUCAAAGCAGCUUUCUUCGUGGCACCACAUGCCAAAGUUUUUCUUGCAGAGUAUUGCAAAGGAUACGCCAUAUCAGGACCAACCUUCAAACUAGGUGGCUUUGGCUUUGUAAGAUUGCAUAAUCCAAUCCUUUUCCAGAAAACACACUCCCUCGAAUUUUCGCCAUGUCUCAAUCCAUUCUGCUCCCUUUCAUCACAGGUUUUCCAGAAGGGCUCCCUAUUGGCAGUCGACAUUUCUGAAGCAGUGCUCAAAGUCACACAAAGUGGACAGAUAAACACUCUGGAGAAGGACAUGCUUCAUCUUGCCAACUGCAGUGCGGCUGGAUCAGAUGACUUGAGAUUAGGCCCGGGCCCGUUUAUGCGUCUGUUCGAGGUUUUAGGCGGCGUUAUAGGGCUCGCCUCACUUAUAGCUGCAGUUCGUUUGGCGAAGAUGUACUGGGCUCGAAUCCGAAGCUUCGUACUGAUCAUGAAGAAAGUCUUGCUAUGUGCAACAUUGUACAGAAAACCGAGCAUGGAGAAGAAUGUUCCCUGUGAUCGACUGGAAACAAACCUGGCGGGCAUUCAGGUACCACGCAGUUAACCUUAGUUAAAGACUCACAUGUAGUAAAUGAAGUGGUUGCAAGAAAAGUUUUGUACAUAAUGUGUGACAGCUGAUAGGAUUCAAGAAAAUGGUGUAGAGCAACAACAAUGUUGCUUUCAUUAUUGUAGUUGAAGGAUUACAACGUGAUGUGAUCAUCAUUUGGGAAAAUAAAUAUCAAUAAGAUUGCUUCGUUUCGAAUGAAAUCUUUG
Andrographis paniculata is the source of this 3133-nucleotide messenger RNA. Its product is annotated as THO complex subunit 5B-like. Gene Ontology annotation, cellular component: plasma membrane; THO complex part of transcription export complex. NCBI's taxonomy places the organism in Eukaryota, Viridiplantae, Streptophyta, Magnoliopsida, Lamiales, Acanthaceae. The coding region runs from base 147 to 2924 and encodes 925 amino acids. The transcript has 5 exons. Gene Ontology annotation, molecular function: signaling receptor activity; ligand-gated monoatomic ion channel activity; mRNA binding. The record is from RefSeq and is a predicted model, not a curated record. Gene Ontology annotation, biological process: mRNA export from nucleus; positive regulation of DNA-templated transcription, elongation.